AUGAAGGGAGGUGAACAAGAAUUCCGCUUCGAUACGGACCACGAGAAGAUCUUCCGACAGGAGAGCAGUUUCUCGUACCUCACCGGUGUCGAGGAGCCUGGGUGCUUCCUGACAAUCGAACUGGAGACUGGCAAAUCCGUGCUGUUUGUGCCUGAUCUGCCGAUGGAGUACGCUGUUUGGAUGGGUGUUGUAUACCCCAAGUCGUACUACGAGGAGAAGUAUGGAGUGGAGGAGGUCUUGUUCGUGGAUGACAUUCCUGCAUACUUCAAGGAGAAGAAUCCCAACCCCAUCUUCAUCAACCGGGGUGUGAACACAGAUAGCGGCCACACCACCAUGGAGGCGACGUUUGAUGGCAUUGACCAGUACAAGGUAGACUAUGAACGCUUGUUCGGUGACAUUGGAGAAUGCCGCGUCAUUAAAACUCCCCAAGAGCUUGAGGUAAUGCGGUACGUUGCCAAGAUCUCCAGUGAGGCCCACAAGCAGGUAAUGCGUAAGAUGCAACCGGGCAUGAUGGAGUACCAACUGGAGUCUCUGUUCCUGCACGAAUGCUACGCUCGUGGCGGUGCUCGAUGUGUCGCGUACACGUGCAUUUGCGGUGCCGGACACUCCGGCGCCACUCUCCACUACGGCCGAAACAAUAAGCGCGUGGAGGACGAUGAGAUGUGUCUAUUCGAUAUGGGGUGCGAGUACCAAUGCUACACCUCAGAUAUCACUUGCUCAUAUCCUUCGAACGGAAAGUUUUCGGACAAGAUGAAGGUCAUCUACAAUGCCGUGCUGGCAUGUGUCAAAGCUGUAAGCAAGGAAGUCAAGCCUGGUGCCUACUGGCCUGAUCUACACCGUCUGUCCGAGCGCACCAUGUGUGAGGAGCUUAAGAAGGCUGGGCUUCUCCAGGGCGAUGUGGAUAAUAUGAUGAAGCACUUCAUCGGCAGCUCGUUGCAGCCACACGGUUUAGGUCACUUAAUGGGACUUGAUGUGCACGAUAUUGGCGGCUACCCUGGAGGUGCCAAGCGCUCUGCGGAACCUGGACUGCGCAAUCUGAGAUGCGGACGACAUUUGGAAGAAGGUAUGGUACUGACUAUUGAGCCCGGAUGCUACUUCGUAGAUGCAGUACUAGACCCUCUGUUGGCCAACCCAGAGACGGCUCGCUUUUUCAAUCAGGAGAUGCUGGCGACUUACCGCGGUUUCGGUGGUGUGCGUAUCGAG
Messenger RNA from Sphaeroforma arctica JP610, 1203 nucleotides. RefSeq names its product xaa-Pro dipeptidase. Gene Ontology annotation, molecular function: metalloaminopeptidase activity; manganese ion binding. The record is from RefSeq and is a predicted model, not a curated record. The transcript is spliced from 9 exons. Lineage: Eukaryota; Ichthyosporea; Ichthyophonida. The annotation marks the transcript as partial.